Messenger RNA from Aphis gossypii (cotton aphid), 3378 nucleotides. RefSeq lists its product as uncharacterized. Lineage: Eukaryota; Metazoa; Arthropoda; Insecta; Hemiptera; Aphididae. The coding region runs from base 253 to 2418 and encodes 721 amino acids. The record is from RefSeq and is a predicted model, not a curated record. The transcript is spliced from 3 exons.
CGGUGACCCAAAUAUCAUUCGUACAUAUCCGUCGUGACCUUGGUCGUGUGUGUCGGGUAUGCCAUCUUCUUAACCGUUCAGUAGUAUAGUAGUAGCUAGUUUGUUUAUAACAUACCUAUAUUAGCCAGUGUUCGUCUAUCGCGCGAAGUUCAACACACCUUUACGCGCUUUAUCAGUCGUCGGUCAUGGCCGAAUGCUGAACUAAACAAUAAUUUAUUGGAACUUGAGUAACGUAAUAAAUUUAAAUUCAAAAUGAAAGUAUCGCUAACUAUUUUAGCGCUUGUGACCACCAUGGAGCUGGUACUAGGCGUACCGGUUUAUGGUCCACCGCAACCGUUGCCGAUUCCGCAGAAAUACAGGUCUCCAAAUGGAGCGCCUAUCCCCGCCAAGUAUCCUCCUCACCUUAGUAGUCAUUCGGGAAAGAACGAAUUCUAUUCGAAAUUUAAUCCUCAUUCAUUGCCGCCGGGCUUACGCGGGCCCGCACCCCAGCUGCCACCGCCUUUUGCAAAGUAUCCUAAUCUGCCACCACCCGGAAAACAUCAACAACAAUAUCAGCAACAAAACCAAUACCAACACCAACAUCAACUACAACAUCAACCGCAGCAACAUCAACCACAGCAACAUCAACCGCAGCAAUAUCAAGUGCAUCAGCAUCCACAACAACAACAACAACAACAGCAACAGCAACAUCAACAACAACCACACCAUUCACCGGCUAGUAGUAGACCAAUAGGACCACAGUUCCAGUCGAAACCACACUUGUUGCAAAACAGCGCUCCUCAUCAUCCUCCCCAACAAGGUCAAGUUAAUAAUGCCGCUGAUCAGCGAGUACAAUUAGCACCAUCGCGUCCCACCCCAAAGAUAACCAAUGUCUGGACGGGACCGAAAUUGUCCGGAUCACCGGACUUCCCACCACGUUUCCCCACUGCUGCCACAAAUAUAGCUCCGGUGACUGCAGUUCCGUUUUUGGAAAAACCCAGAGGACCUUACAUAAUCAACAGCGAUGAUGAGAGGGGUCCUAUCAAGACUAUACCCGCGCCAAACCUGAACCCAGCAGACAAACCAGCUAACUUCGAAGAACAAUUAUAUAGAGCGCAACACCAACAAUCAUAUGUUCAACCGUUGGACAAUUCAAUAACCGAUGAAAAAGUUUCGUAUCAGGUAACCGAAGACCCGAACGUUUACAAACAAAUCGGCAGCCAACCGUCGCCCACUUUGGAAUCCAACCCCGUACCUGCCGUGCCACUGGACAUCGCCCUGCAACAGCACUUGGACAACCAACAUCAGCAACAGUUAUCGGCCGAACAGGUCGGAUCGACGGGCACGUUAACGCCCCAAGAGUUGUACUCGCUGUUGAACGGUAGCCCUGUCGGCCCCGCCGCCGCCGCCGUGGUACCUCAGACCACGUACAUGGUACAGCAACCCGUCGUGUACGCCGUACCGCAACCGCAGUCUCUGGACCUGCAAGCCGGUCACCAGCUCCAGUACCAACCGCAGCCAGUGCAAUUGCAAUACGCUGUACAACAGCCCGCCGCCACUGGCGUGCAGUUGCAGUACGCGCAACCGGCCGCCGCCGAUCUCCAGUACUUGCAGCCGCAAACCGUCCAAUACCAUCCACAAGCCGUCCAAUAUCAACCGCAGACCGUCCAAUACCAGGUCCAACCGGAACAGCAGCAGCAGCAGCAGCAGCAGUACCAGCAACAGUCGGCUGAACAGUACAACGGCGCACAGAAGACGGCGACCGCCGCCGAGUUAUCGGCACAAAAACAACAACAGCAACAAGAGCUGAUCCAACAGCAACAGGAACAGGAACAGGAACGACAGGAGCACGAGCAGCAACAGCAACGCGAGCAGCUAAACCAACAGCAACAGCAGGCUGAGCAGCAGCUGCAACAGCAACAACAGCAACAGCAACAACAGCAACCGGAAAACGACGUACAGUAUCAACAGGAACAGGACGAAUACGAGCCCAGGAACAAGGGAUCGGUCGCGGACGAAGAACACGAUCAGAAGAAGUUGCAGAGUAUCAGAGACCAGUAUUACUCGGCCGUUCCCAACGAACAGACGGCCGGCGUGUUGGCGCAGAUCGCCCAGUCGGCUGCCAACAACGACGAACCGUCGCAGGCCGACGAACCUAAAGCCGCGGACAAGUCGCCGUCCGAUCAUCAGUCGGCGGUGCAGAUGCACACUUCGGUUCAGAUCCAACAGUCGGUGCCCCUGUACGAGGCCACUUACGCGUCGUCCAGGCGCACCAAUCAGGAGUACGUGGACGAGAGUCCCGAGGCCGACGAGCUGAUGGAAGGCAGCGAAUCGGUUGCCGUCUCGUCCGAAUCGUCUCCGUCGUCGUCCGUCAACGGACACGCACCCAAUCAGUUCCCGUACAGCGCAGCCAAUAUAAACGCGUUCGCCGCCAAUUAGUUAGGAUAAUAUUAUUAUAGUCACAACAGUUUUCCCCCGACCGGAUAUGCGAAAGCGACUUAGAGUACGUGAACUGUAUAGUUCAUAAUAUUGUAUUUAAAAAAAAAUUUUUUUAUCGAUAUCCGUCGUAUUGUAUUGCAGUGAAAUUUAUUUAUUAUUUAUUUUCGUUUCGAUUCGAAACGGUCGACAGCAUCGGCACUCGAUAUAAGCGUUUUGUCGUACGUAACUACACCGAUGAAGCGCUUAAUUAUUUAUUUAUAUUUUAUUUUUUAUUUUUGUAAACGUUUAGUUAAGUUAAAUUAAUUUAUUAUUAUUUUUUUUUUUAAGACUAAACUAAGUGAACGAUUGCUCAAUUUUAAAAUUAUAAGCCAUUGGCCAUAAUCACAAUUUUUCUCUACGUUAACUGAUGAAUAUUUUGUAAUUCGACUGGAACACGAGUCACGCGAACACUUGCAGACUUAGAGUUCAUUAGGUGCAAAAAAACAAUUAGGCCGAACAUGUACACUGUACACCGCGUAGAGAUUUUGCGCCCAACGGCCCCAAAAGCUCCCUGAUAUUAAUUUCAAUAGGUAACAACACACAUAAAAAAAAAAAAUCACCAUGACAUGAUUAUUGAAAAAGUUUAAGUUAGAUUGAUAUUUAUGUGUAAUUAUAAAAUAUUAAUUAUAAAAGAAUAAAAUACACAUUUCAAAUAAAUUUAAUUAGAAGACAUACCGUAAACUUUUGGAAAAAUUCGUGGAACGCAAUAAAGAUUUAUAAAGGCAUCAUGUAGAGUGUACUGUGUAGUUGUUUACUCGAGUGUAUUUUUACUUGUAAGUUGUAUUUGUAAAAUGUGAUUAUUUUUUUUAUCAAAUAUUACACAUACAUAUUGUUAAACAGUAAUGUAAUGCAUAUUUAUUUAGAAAUAAUUAUUAUACAUUUAUGAAUAAAUAAUAAAAGAGUGUUGAUAGUUUCGUAAAA